This is a messenger RNA of Myotis daubentonii (Daubenton's bat), 2996 nucleotides long. It is a transcript of the gene CACNG8, whose product is annotated as calcium voltage-gated channel auxiliary subunit gamma 8. Gene Ontology annotation, cellular component: AMPA glutamate receptor complex; postsynaptic density membrane. Gene Ontology annotation, biological process: postsynaptic neurotransmitter receptor diffusion trapping; neurotransmitter receptor transport, postsynaptic endosome to lysosome; positive regulation of synaptic transmission, glutamatergic. Gene Ontology annotation, molecular function: channel regulator activity; voltage-gated calcium channel activity. NCBI's taxonomy places the organism in Eukaryota, Metazoa, Chordata, Mammalia, Chiroptera, Vespertilionidae. The record is from RefSeq and is a predicted model, not a curated record.
GCCCCCCCAGCCGCCGGCACGGCCCCGCCCCCGCUGCCCCGGUGGUGGCCCGCGGCCCCCCGGCUGCCCUCGGUCAAGCUGGAGUCGCUGAAGCGCUGGAACGAGGAGCGGGGCCUCUGGUGCGAGAAGGGGGUGCAGGUGCUGGUGACCACGGUGGGCGCCUUCGCCGCCUUCGGCCUCAUGACCAUCGCCAUCAGCACCGACUACUGGCUGUACACGCGCGCCUUCAUCUGCAACACCACCAACCUCACGGCGGGCGACGACGGGCCGCCCCACCGCGGCGCCCCCGCCGAGAAGAAGGACCCGGGGGGCCUCACGCACUCGGGCCUCUGGCGGAUCUGCUGCCUGGAAGGGCUGAAAAGAGGUGUCUGCGUGAAGAUCAACCAUUUCCCGGAGGACACUGACUACGACCAUGACAGCGCGGAGUAUCUGCUCCGAGUGGUGCGGGCCUCCAGCAUCUUCCCCAUCCUCAGCGCCAUCCUGCUGCUGCUGGGGGGCGUGUGCGUGGCGGCCUCCCGCGUCUACCGGUCCAAGAGGAACAUCGUUCUGGGGGCAGGAAUCCUGUUCGUGGCAGCAGGCCUGAGCAACAUCAUCGGGGUCAUCGUGUACAUCUCGGCCAACGCGGGCGAGCCGGGCCCGAAGCGGGACGACGAGAAGAAGAACCACUACUCGUACGGCUGGUCCUUCUACUUCGGCGGCCUGUCCUUCAUCCUGGCCGAGGUGAUCGGCGUGCUGGCCGUCAACAUCUACAUCGAGCGCAGCCGCGAGGCGCACUGCCAGUCCCGCUCGGACCUGCUCAAGGCCGGCGGGGGCGCGGGCGGCAGUGGCGGGAGCGGCCCCUCGGCCAUCCUCCGUCUGCCCAGUUACCGCUUCCGCUACCGCCGCCGCUCCCGCUCUAGCUCCCGCUCCAGCGAGCCGUCGCCGUCGCGGGACGUGUCUCCGGGCGGCGCCGGGGCCCCCGGCUUCCCCUCCACGGACAUCUCCAUGUACACGCUCAGCCGCGACCCGUCCAAGGGCAGCGUGGCCGCGGGGCUGGCGGGCGCCGGCGGCGGAGGCGCGUUCGGCGGCGCGGCCGGGGGCUCGGCCGGGGGCGCGGGCGGCGGCGGCGGCGGGGCGGGCGCCGAGCGGGACCGCGGGGGGACGUCGGGCUUCCUCACGCUGCACAACGCCUUCCCCAAGGAGGCGGGCGGCGGCGUCACGGUCACGGUCACCGGGCCGCCCGCCGCGCCCGCGCCCGCCCCGCCCGCGCCCUCGGCGCCCGCCCCCGGGACCCUGGCCAAGGAGGCCGCCGCCUCCAACACCAACACGCUCAACAGGAAAACCACGCCGGUGUAGGGGCGCGCGGGGGGGCGCCGGGCGCGUGCGCGGGCGCGCGUGCAACGAGGCUGCUGGGGAGGUCGGGGCGCCCCCUCCUUCCCCGGGGAGCGCGCUGGAGACUGCUGGGCCUUCCCCCCGCGCCCCCUCCCCCCAGGUGUGGGGGAUCGCCCCCCCCACCCUCGGAUCAGGGACCCCAAGGGAGGGGGACAGGAAGGGAAGGGGCCGCGCGAGGGAGCGUCGUGUUUUAUUUUUGUUGUGGGAUUGGGUGGGGGAGGGAGGGCCGUGGUGUUUUUUGCAGUUUUGAGAUGUUUUUCUUUUCCAUGUUUUUGCUGUGUGCAUGUGGGGGCGGGGGGAGGGAGGGACUCCCAGCCCAGCCCAACUCCUGGAGAGGGGCCCAUAACACACAAAUAUAUAGUUCUACCGACAAACUAUAUAUAUAUAUAUGCUCUCUAUAAGGAGACAGGGAAAGAGAAGGGACGCGGGAAGGCGGAGGGACGAGGCCUGGACGUGGACUUUGCCGUGCAUGAUCCUGCAAGGGUUCAUGAAGCACCUACUGUGUACCAGGGCGGCGCUCUGAGGGAUAUAAACAGGCCUGGAAAGCGACUUGUGCAGUCAUUGCCAGCAGUUUAUUCGUGCACUGAAGCGCUAGGCAUCGUGCUGAGCCUACAGAAGGGAUGAAAACGGACAGGGUCCCCUCCUCAUAGGGUUAACAACUUGUGCGUUGAUCGAGCAACGGUGUCCACAAACAGCAAAUUACAAUGAGGACCUAGGAAAAGUCCAAAAUGCUACAGUAGGCUCCAUCAGGGGGGCUGAAGCCAGUUUAAAAGGAAAGGAUAUUGUUGCACACACGGAGAAGAUGACAAGCAGCCAGGUGGCGCUGGGGGGGUGGGGGGGGAGUGUUUCAGCCAGAGAACAGCAUGUGCAAAGGCCCUGGGGCAGCAGGUGCUUCCUUGGAAGGCUCGCGUGUGAGCAGAUGGAACAAGAUGCGGCUGGAGGGAGGCAUUGGCAGGGCCAGACUUCCCAGGGACUCGUAGGUCAGGCCACGCGAGUUUAGAUUUUCUUCUGAGGGCCGUGGGGAGCCGAGGAGUGAAUGGCGCUCGGCGGGAGAGCAACGUAAACGGUGUACAAAGGGGAGGCAGGAACUCGGAGAUGAGAGGCAGAGACAUGCUGGAAGUCGGCAUCAAACACCUGCGCUGGCUCUGGAAACUCACUCGUGGGAGCAGAGCAGUUAAUGACACACAUCCUGACGCACAGGCACCGUGUCUGAUGUGCGGGAGAGGCGCUGGGACUUGGGGAUCCGUGUCAUUCAUUCAUUCGUUCAUUCAUUCAUUCGUUCAUUCAUUCAUUCGUUCAUUCAGCCAUUCACUCGUUGUCGCUGCGCCGCUGCUAGAAGCAGGGUCCCUGGGGGUGAAAACGUGAGGCCGUCAGAAACCACAGUCCAGGCAGGGCGGUUGGUGCAGGGACCCUGUUGGGCACCUGGAAAGGGAAUGGAGCCACCGGCUGCCAGGAGUGGGCAGCACUUAGGGAAACUUCCUGGGGAAGGUCCCACCCCGCCAGGGUCUCAAACAGGCUGAGUAGGAGUCUGCCCGGGAGGAAGGCUGUGGGGCAGAGCCCUGGAGGAGUGAAGCAGCAGCGUGCUGCAUGGGGACAGGGCUCCUAAUGUGGGGGCGCUGAAGGGC